Molecule: messenger RNA, 540 nt
Organism: Zeugodacus cucurbitae (melon fly)
Lineage: Eukaryota; Metazoa; Arthropoda; Insecta; Diptera; Tephritidae
Product: N66 matrix protein
Exons: 2
Coding region: 1-540 (179 amino acids)
Source: RefSeq, a predicted model, not a curated record
AUGAAGAAAUUGAGUUUGUUCUUUGUUUUAGCGCUGCUUAGCGUAUGUUUUCUGUCGGUUGCCAAUUGUGCCGGAGGUGCCACUGAUACUGGCGGCAAUAGUGGGCCCAAUGAUAAUGAUAAUUCUAGCGGCAAUGGUGGACCCAAUGAUAGUGAUAAUUCUAGCGGCAAUAAUGGAUCCGGUAAUAAUGGAAAUACUGGCGGCAAUGGUGGAUCCGAUAAUAAUGGAAAUACUGGCGGCAAUGGUGGAUCCGAUAAUAAUGGAAAUACUGGCGGCAAUGUUGGAUCCGAUAAUAAUGGAAAUACUGGCGGCAAUGGCGGGUCCGGUAAUAAUGAUAAUACUGGCAACAAUGGGGGAAAUGGCGGAAGUGGCGGAAGUGGUAACGAUGACAAUGGCAAUGACAAUGUAUUGCCACCGAGAGCGAUACUCGGCGGUUGCCUUUACAUUGGCGUUACAUUUAGUUCCAACGAACAUUCUACUGCGUCCUCAGGACAGGAAAAAGUAUUGAAAUCGAGUUCACAAUCGUUUUCAUUGAAUUGA